CCUGCUGAAAAUGACUGAAUAUAAACUUGUGGUAGUUGGAGCUGGUGGCGUAGGCAAGAGUGCCUUGACGAUACAGCUGAUCCAGAAUCACUUUGUGGAUGAAUAUGAUCCUACGAUAGAGGACUCCUACAGGAAACAAGUAGUAAUUGAUGGAGAAACCUGUCUCUUGGACAUUCUCGACACAGCUGGUCAAGAGGAGUACAGUGCAAUGAGGGACCAGUACAUGAGAACUGGGGAGGGCUUUCUUUGUGUGUUUGCCAUAAAUAAUACUAAAUCAUUUGAAGAUAUUCACCAUUAUAGAGAACAAAUAAAGAGAGUUAAAGACUCUGAAGAUGUCCCUAUGGUCUUAGUAGGAAAUAAAUGUGAUUUGCCUUCUAGAACAGUAGACACAAAACAGGCUCAGGACUUAGCAAGAAGUUACGGUAUCCCUUUUAUUGAAACAUCAGCAAAAACAAGACAGGGUGUCGAUGAUGCCUUCUAUACAUUAGUUCGAGAAAUUCGAAAACAUAAAGAAAAGAUGAGCAAAGAUGGUAAAAAGAAGAAAAAGAAGUCAAAGACAAAGUGUAUAAUUAUGUAAAUACAAUUUGUACUUUUUUCUUAAGGCAUACUUAAGUAAAAGUGGUAAUUUUUGUACAUUACACUAAAUUAUUAGCAUUUGUUUUAGCAUUACCUAAUUUUCUUUCUGCUCCAUCCCAACUGUUAGCUUUUAUCUUGAAUGCUUAUUUUAAAAUGACAGUGGAAAAUACCCUCUAAGUGCCAGUAUUCCCUGAGUUUUGGUUUUGAACUAGCAAUGCCUGUGAAGAAGAAACUGAAUACCUGAGAUUUUUGUCUUGGGGUUUUUGGUGCAUGCAGUUGAUUACUUCCUAUUAUUCUUACAAAUUGUGAACUUUGGUGUGAAACAAAUUAAUGAAACUUUCAA
Messenger RNA from Suncus etruscus (white-toothed pygmy shrew), 919 nucleotides. RefSeq names its product KRAS proto-oncogene, GTPase (gene KRAS). Gene Ontology annotation, molecular function: GTP binding; GTPase activity; GDP binding. NCBI's taxonomy places the organism in Eukaryota, Metazoa, Chordata, Mammalia, Eulipotyphla, Soricidae. Bases 11 to 577 code for a protein of 188 amino acids. The record is from RefSeq and is a predicted model, not a curated record. Gene Ontology annotation, biological process: Ras protein signal transduction. Gene Ontology annotation, cellular component: plasma membrane. The transcript is spliced from 4 exons.